Messenger RNA from Ostertagia ostertagi, 894 nucleotides. NCBI's taxonomy places the organism in Eukaryota, Metazoa, Nematoda, Chromadorea, Rhabditida, Trichostrongylidae. The record is from the annotation of a GenBank genome assembly.
AUGAAUGUUGAAGUAAAGGUCAACAAAGAUAAAAAGCCUUUAGAGACGGACGGUACGGGUUUUACUGCUGGACAAUCGUGUAGCCUCAUGAAUUUGAUUUGCGAUGCUGAAGUUCCUUCCGACGCUCCAAUAUGCAAGGAAUGUUCUGAUCAACUUCUAGUUGACAUGGAUCAACAGCUAAAACUUCUUGAGGACGACUGCGCGGCUUAUCGUCAGCUUAUUGAUUACUUGAAGGAAAAGCACUCAAAUGCAGAUAUCGCGUCGUAUAAACAAACACUACGGAAUCUCAAGGCUGAAGAGAGUGCACUAAAGGCCCAGUUCGAUCAGUUGUGUACAGAGGAGGCUCGUUUGGAUGCUGAGCUGAUGGAAAAGAAAGCAGCGCUCGAAGAGAAGACGGAAGAAGAGGCAAGUCGAUGGCGUCAAUUCAGAGAUAAUCACAGACGUCUCCUUGAUCUAGACGAGAAAACGCGUCACGCUGACGCCGAACUUCGGUAUGCUGCAGAACAGCACCGGCGUCUCGCCAAUACUAAUGCCCUGGAUCUCGUUUUCAAUAUUUGGGUUGAUCCUGCUGAUGGAAUUAUCGGAGAGAUAAACGGUUUUCGGCUUGGACGACUGCCAGAUCGACUCGUCGAUUGGCCGGAGAUAAAUGCCGCAUGGGGACAGCUAGUUCUGCUGUUAGAUGUGCUCAUGCAGCGUGCGGGUGUUAAGAGAGAUAAUUUCAAGCUCAUAACUAUGUGCAGCCACUCAUGUAUACAGUAUAAACGUUCCACUGGUGAAGAAGUGAGAUAUCCGUUAUUCGCAUCUGGUAGUUGGAAGCCGUUUGGAAACAACAACAUGGAUAGUGGGAUCAUGGCUUACUUGCAGUGCUUCGAGUUGCUCCGUACUACAUUACAG